Molecule: messenger RNA, 1095 nt
Organism: Stereum hirsutum FP-91666 SS1
Lineage: Eukaryota; Fungi; Basidiomycota; Agaricomycetes; Russulales; Stereaceae
Product: alpha/beta-hydrolase
Exons: 5
Coding region: 1-1095 (364 amino acids)
Molecular function (GO): hydrolase activity
Source: RefSeq, a predicted model, not a curated record
AUGACCGCUAUUGCCAACUUCGAGGGAUUCGAUGUGUCCACCGAAAUCUAUAGCGUAGUGGAAGGGCAUCCUAUCGAGACUGACAUCCUCAUACCGAAGUCAGUUCCUGAAGGCCAUCAGUGCCCUGUUAUCGUCCGCAUUCACGGCGGAUUCCUCAUCAUAGGCAACCGUGGCCCCGCUUGGUUCCCCUCCCACCUCUUGCAAUUCGCCCUUUCCAAGAACGCGAUCGUCAUUUCGCCAGACUAUCGCCUGCUCCCCGAAGCUACAGGAGCAGACAUCCUCACCGAUAUCUGUGUGUCUCUCUGGGAAUGGAUACUCAAUUCUUUCCCGAGUAUCGUCGCGAAGGCACACCCAGGCGUGACCCCGGAUUUGACGAGGAUCAUGGCUGUAGGUCCGCGAAUCGGCCGGGGCUACCUCGCGACCCAACUCGCACUUGCUCACCCGAGCCCUUCUCCCUCGACCAACAAACCCGGCAUAACAGCCCUCAUCCCAGCCUACCCCGUCCUCGACCUUCUCAACCCAUUCUUUCUUUCCGGGGCCUUAUCUUCUAUAUCGAAAUCCUACACUCUUUUCGGAAACUCCGCUCCCCUUUCGACCUUCACCAAUUUUGUCGCUGCAGUCAAGGCGGGUCAGAAACCGAGCGUCGUCACAGACGGGACGUUUCCAGAACCGGGAACCUAUAAUGAGAGGGAGGAGAUGGGGAUGGCUGCGGUCUUGCACGGUAAAUUACCUGAGAUGAUAGGCUUGGAUGAUGAGGAGUGCUUCCCCAUUGAACGUAUCGAGCGUAGCGGAACCGCGCGCGAAGAUGGAAGUGUCAAGACGAUCGAGGCUUUACCGAGGAGGGUGUGGAUUUAUCAUGGGAGUGCAGAUCACGCCGUUCCACCGGUGGGGAGUCGGAGGUUCGUGGAGGUCGUAUGGUUGGUGUCCACCACCAUACGGGAGAAGUUGAGUGGAAAGGGGACGGAGGUGAAUUAUUACGAGGAUGUAGGGGAAGAUCAUGGCUUUGAUGCGCAGGCGAGGUUAGAUUCGGAGAGCGAUGGGUGGCUGAGGGAAGGAUACGACUGGGUUGAGGUGGCGUGGUUGGGUCUUGAGUAA